AUGGAGGUGAAUACCUCUUCAAGAUACGACCUGCUUACGAACGCGUCCCACGUGACGAGCAUCCAGUCAUCAAAUCUCAAAAAGAUGGCCAUGUUCUCCGCCAUGCUGCUCCUGUCGCUCUCCUUCACGUUCCUGGUCUUGUACCUCAUGCUGAGGAACUACUCGCUGAGGGAGAAGCUCCGGUUCGUUCUGCUCGUCACCCUCCUCCUGAGCCAGGUCAUGUUUAACACGAUGCAAUGUUUAUUUUACCUCUUGGAGCUCCACCAAAUCCAGCUAUCCCGGCUCAUGUGCACGGUGUACUUCACAUUCCUCUCCCUAUCCUCCUUCAGCGAACUCUACAGCAUCGCGGCGAUGUCGGUCGAUAAGUACGUGGCGAUCUGCUGGGUGCUCAGGUACAACGAGAUAUGCUCCAUUGAGAGGUUCCUGAAGGUAGUCGCCAUCGUCGUCUUGAUGGCUUCCCUCUCGUCGCUCUUGCAACUUGUCUUUCGCCUGGCCACGCCGAUGAUCAGCGAGGAAGAUCCACCUGGUCAGUUCGCGUACUGCUCGAUUGACUCCCUCAACGCGAAGUCACCCAUCGUCAGGAGCAUCGUGAACUUCUUGAACGUCUUGCCGAUCCUGAUAUCCAUCGUGGUCCUGUCCGUGUGCUACUGCCUCAUCUCCCGCGAAGGGAAGCGUAACGGGAGCAUUCGUGUCGCGAGCAAGCGUGCCCGCUACACGGUGAUGUUCCACUCCCUGCAGGUGUCCUUUUACGUCCUACCGAUAUUUCUGUACUAUGUGGAGAAGGUCUAUUUCACCAUUGCAGAGGGUACCGUGGAGCAGCUGUUAAUACUCAAGACAAUUGUCUUCGGGGCCGCUCAGGGCUUGAGUCCCAUUGUGUAUGGAUUGAGGGCAGAUGAGCUAAGAGAGGCCUUAUUGCGAGUGCUAUCAAGAUGUGUGUACUACGACAACAAGGUGCACCGCAUGAACAAGUGGGACGGCAGGGGCCGUGUGCAGGAACGGGACCCCGAAUGGAAAUGA
This is a messenger RNA of Petromyzon marinus (sea lamprey), 1017 nucleotides long. Lineage: Eukaryota; Metazoa; Chordata; Hyperoartia; Petromyzontiformes; Petromyzontidae. The record is from RefSeq and is a predicted model, not a curated record.